AAAUCUUUUCGUGUCUUCUGGUCAGAGUUCCAGUCCUGGUCAGAGCUGCUGUUCAUCACCUCUGUCUUCAAACUGACCUCUGUCAGUCACAGAGGCUGUGUUCAGUCCCAGUCUGGAGUCCAAUCGUGUGAAGACUUCAGACUUCAGUCACUUAGCUCCACGGCUACCUGAGGAACUUGCUAACUGCAGCUAGUUGCUACAGUAAAGAGAAGCAAGUCCAGUAUAGUGAGCAGGAGGAGGAGGUUCUGCUGCCCCCUGUAGUUCAUGAGCUGCUUUUUAAUUCUGGCCAUCUCCUACAAACAACCUUUGAGAAAAAAAACACUCAAUAAUAAACAAAUAUAAUGAUGAAGACAGAUUUUCUAGAAGUGUAGACAUACUGAAGUCAUUCUUUGCAUUUAUGUACAAACGUAUGACAUGUAGUGUCGCUUUAAGUUCCGACCAACAUUUGACUCUGUGGCAGAAAAAGAGUCUAAUAAAGAGGGAGGAGAGUUGAGUGUGUGUUGUUUGGAGGACGGACUCGUCGUAAACAAGUUCCUGGUUUACCAGAGAAGAAGAAGACAGACGGUGUGAAACCACCAGAGCCUCAAACAUGAAAGUCCAUCAGAUGUUGAUCUGCAUCUUCAUCCUCUCUCUGCAGGAUGGAAACACUGGACUCAUCAAUGCACAAACUAUUACAGUAACUGAAGGAGGAAACAUCACACAUGUCUGCUCCUUCUCCUUUUCUGGAAGCAGGAAGAUCUUCUGUAAGGAAGGAUGUGAAGAAAAAGACAUUCUUGUUGAAACAACUGGUGACAGAGCUCAGAGAGGCAGAUACAGCAUCGAAUGGAAAGAAGCAGAUCAUCUAUUAGCUUAUUCAGUUCUGUAUGUGAGCAUCACAAACCUGACCAAGUCUGACUCGGGGCGCUACACAUGUAGAGUGGACAGAGGUAUUCUCUCAAACAAGGAGUUUGAGAUCAGAGUUGAAGAUGCUCUGAUCACAGAACCAAACCGCCCUCUCCCUCCUCGUCCACCAUCAGUCCCGUCAACAUCAGCACCGACAACAACACAGAGUUCAAACUUCGUUCCAGGAACUCUGAUCACAGAACCUAACCGCCCUCUCCCUCCUCGUCCACCAUCAGUUCUAUCAACAUCAGCACCGACAACAACACAGAGUUCAAACGUCGUUCCAAGAAGCUCCACACCUUCAUCAGCCUCCACUGACACCAGCAGCCAGUCUGGAGAACGAACUGCAGGUGUGCAGCUGUAUGUGUGUCUGGCUCUGCUCUUCAUGGUCGUCAUGUUAUCAGUCGCUGUGGUGAUUUUCUGCAGGGGGAGGGCCAGCAAACCCAAAGGAAAACCUGUGGAAACUGAGUAUGCUGACGUGACUGAGGCCAGCCAAGCGUAUGAGGAGAUCAGAGAGGACAGAGAGAGAAGAUCCUCUCCUGUAGAAAUAUCUACAGUUUACACUUGUGCCAAAUAUGUCAAGCCAAAUGCAGAAGAUACCAAAGAUAAUAGCAGUUUGGUCAAUGGAGCCACUUGUGAGAAUAAAACUGAAGCCGACUCGAAUAAACUGACCUACUCCGAGGUGGACUUCUCCAACCGCACAGCUGCCUCGCUCAGCAGCGCCCCCUGUGGUGAUGCAGAUAAUGUCGUCUACUCCGUGCCCAGAGGAGCGCGGUCAGACGGCAGCCACGGCGGAGACGCAUCACCUCCUCUUUACUCGACCGUUACUGUGCCUCAUGUGUAGCUUCAGCGCCACAUUUUACUCUCUCAGGGCUCAACAGGUUCCUUUAAGUUAGUGCUGCUUUUACUGUUUCCACUUAGUUAAGCUUAUUUUAGAGGUGCAAUAUGCAAGAAUUUUACUUGAAAACAUUCAAAAAUAAUUUUGAUGUCAGCUAACAGCAGCUACAGUUAGCAGUUACCCUGGUGACAUGCUGCACUUUGUUAAUUUUGUGUAUGGAUUAGAUGGUAGACCUUUAAUAUUCUGGUAAAAGAUAUAAAAGUAGGAUGACAGUAAGUCAUCUGGGAUGUGAGUGAACAGCCUCCUUCUGUUUGUGGGACGGCAGAAGGGCUGAACAGCCAGAACAGGAUCUGGGACCGGCACCUGGACCACUUUGUCAUCAUCAAAAUCUGUAAAUAAUUCUGGUAUAUCUUUAAAUGUUAUAUAUUUUUUAUUUAUCUACUUUUAUUUUUUUAAAUUUGCAGUUACUUUUCCCUUAUGAUUAAAGUUUCUUCCCAAAAUCUACACAAUGCACCUUUAAUUCAACCUUCAAUUAUUGACUGGACAUGUAGUCAGGGAUGCAAUUGUUAAAUUAUUUGUGACAGGUUCUUAU
Acanthopagrus latus (yellowfin seabream) is the source of this 2312-nucleotide messenger RNA. RefSeq names its product hepatitis A virus cellular receptor 1 homolog. The record is from RefSeq and is a predicted model, not a curated record. NCBI's taxonomy places the organism in Eukaryota, Metazoa, Chordata, Actinopteri, Spariformes, Sparidae. The transcript has 8 exons. Bases 590 to 1726 code for a protein of 378 amino acids. Gene Ontology annotation, cellular component: plasma membrane. Gene Ontology annotation, molecular function: transmembrane signaling receptor activity.